CGUUCUUCCAAAUAUUGCCAAAUCUAAUGAAUACCAACGCUAAAUCAAUUCAAAUAGAGAUCGAUAUUUGAAUAGGUGCGGCACAAUUUGUCUCGUCAUUCUUGGGAAACGUAUUGAAUCGUCAUUCACACACAUAGCUCCAGAGAUUGAAUCGGACAUAAAGUACUCGUUUUCUAGUUUCAGAAGAAAAAAAGUUGAAGAACUAUUGCUGAAUAAGUGCAACUGCCUGCCGAUUACAAUUUUGUGUUAGUAUAUAUAGGCCUAAUUAUAUACCCACACUCCUGACAGUUCCAGCUUUGCAUCUCAAGCCGGGACAUUUCCUCUCGUGAAUCUAUCCUCAAAUUCCCGGGUCGAGACACCAGCUUUUACACAUCUCGAUGAUGUCGAUUGAUACAUCAGCUUUGGGCAUGACUGACGACAUGAUCACGGAGAAAACGGUGAUCGAUGACACCGACGGUGUACACGACCUCUUGCCCGACGUCGUCCACACCGCAAUGAGAGGGAUCGCAGGGGGCUUGGGAAAGAUUGGGGACAGCGUCGAUGAGUUGGUCGACGAAAUAACGGACAGUUUUAAUCACGUCAUGAAAUCGUUUGCGUUCAGCAUACCGUUUAAUCAGGAGAGCGUGCCAGCUGCAGUCAACGAUGAGAACCUCGGCAACAACAUUCAUUUACCAAGUCUUUUGCCAAAUGGCGCCCCCUACCGGUUUGGUCUGCAUAUCAGGCGGGAUGAUUUGGGCUACAGAAUCGCCAGAAUCUUCAAGAAUACAAUCGCACAUCAUGCCAAGCUUGAGGAGAACGACAUCCUGACUCAUCUCAAUGAUGUUGACCUUUCUGCGACAAACAUUGUAAAGGUCAUUUCCCUUUUCUCAAGAGUUGGAAACCCGUUUUCACUGACAAUUCUCCGAGAAUUGGAAUCGUGUGAAAGAAUAGAGAUCGUCAUUCAAAUCACCAUUGAAAUAAACGAUAUCGAACAGUCCAUCGACUUCAAGGUCACAGUCAGGGGUACACAUUACAUCCGGGACACCAAUGAUACAUUGACAACCUAUUACAUCACUCAAGACCCGGAUGGUGAAUCGGAGCAAUACGUCAACAUGGAAUCGAAUGGCAGUUUGGUCAUGGGCUCCGAUCAAAAUGCUGCCUCGUUUGUUUUGGAGAAGUACUUCACGAUCUUCGCUGAUGAUUCGUUCCCAGUGAUCCUCAAAACGUCCGAUGGCAGACGUGCAUUUAGUUUCACUCAAGAAAGGAUGAUGCCGUUUAAUCUAAGGCAGAUAAGGAAUUAUAUGAUGAAUGCUUCAGUCGAUAAUGACGGAUCCUCUGUGUUUGAGCAGUUGUGCAGACAAGGUAAUGAAGUUUAUGGUGUCAGCAACCGAAACUUCCUGAAUAAUUCUGAUGGCCAGAUCGUCGUGUCAGCAUUUGAAGACCGCGACUCCGUGUCGACGACGGCACGAUUCGUCUUAUAUUCGGCGGAUGAGGAAUCAACUCGUACGUCCUCAACCGGAAGUGACGAAGAAGGGCCGAGGCACUCGAAUGGACGACCGCGACCGUAUUAA
Messenger RNA from Lytechinus variegatus (green sea urchin), 1550 nucleotides. RefSeq lists its product as uncharacterized. Lineage: Eukaryota; Metazoa; Echinodermata; Echinoidea; Temnopleuroida; Toxopneustidae. The record is from RefSeq and is a predicted model, not a curated record. The transcript is spliced from 8 exons. The coding region runs from base 378 to 1550 and encodes 390 amino acids. Gene Ontology annotation, molecular function: protein binding.